Molecule: messenger RNA, 3085 nt
Organism: Acanthoscelides obtectus
Lineage: Eukaryota; Metazoa; Arthropoda; Insecta; Coleoptera; Chrysomelidae
Source: the annotation of a GenBank genome assembly
AGGUAAACAAUUUUAAAUAGAACGGUUCGGCCUCAAGGUGGCAAAGCAAAAGAUCUGCGAAUUUGGGGUCCAAUAACUUUCUCUCAGUGUAACCGAAUUUUUGUCACCUACUUAUAUCCGAUCAAGGUAUGAGAUAAGAUCAAAAGCAAACAUCAUGAAGUGAACAAGGUGAAGAUAAUGAUGUGAUAAUGGAUGAGUUUUCGUUUAUGGACUUUGAUUUGCUGGAGGUGGCUCGAAACAGUUGUUUCUCUGUGGUAGAUCUGGCUCUGGAAAACCUGGAGCUUUAUGAUUUUAGUGUCGACUCGCAGGACGAGAAUGGGAACACUUUGCUACAUUACGCUGCUGCUACAGGUAACUUGGAGACCGCCAACAAGCUAAUCACCUUGGGAGCUUAUACAAACAUCCUGAACAACAAAGGUCAAACCCCAUUGCACGUGGCUUGCCUACAUGCACAGCUUCCUAUUGCAGAAUUGCUUGUUAAAAAUGGCGCAAAUAUCAAUGUCACAGACUUUUCUAAGGAGACUCCCGUUUUCAAAGCUGUCAGAGGUGGCAAUAAAAAUCUCACCAAAUUCAUCUUGAGCAAAGGUGCCAUCGUUAAUAGAUAUAACAAAAUCAACGAAGGAUUGUUGCACUUGGCUGUUAUGCAUGAUGACAUAGAGCUAGUCAAGCUACUUUUGGACAACGAGGAGGAUCCAAAUGAGCUUACAAAUGCAGGUGAAGCUCCUGUACAUCUCGCUGUUCAGCAUUACAACCUUCCCGUACUAAGACUACUGAUAUCAAGAAAGGCUGAAACCACAAUCAAAGACUUCAAUAAUCGUACUUUGUUACAUUUAGCUGUUAAAUAUAGGAGUACAGAAAUAUGUGAAGAGCUCUUGUCCACUGGUUUGGACGUGAAUGCUGCAGACAGGGAAGGUACAACCCCACUACAUUUGGCCACGGAACUCAAUGAUGCACCGAUGGUUUCACUGUUGAUUGAUAACAAAGCGUACCUUAAUAUGGAAGAUAUGGAUGGAUACACUCCUUUGCACGUAGCAGCUGGUACACGCGACAGUCUGGAAAUAUUGAAGAUCUUAACUGCCAAUGGUGCCAAGUGUGAUGCAAAGAACUUCAAUGGGGACCUGCCAAUCCACGUUGCUGCAGGUUCAGGAAACAUUGAAGCAUUUAUAUUCCUCUAUAAGAAGAGCGAAUCAGGUGCAACUAACAAAAUUGGACUAACCGCCACACAAGUGGUUGAAAUGAACGGAGAUCCUGUGAUGUUGCGUCUACUCGCAGAGCUGGACCGGAAUAACAAUAGUGGGAUUCCAGUUCCUGUACUAAAAAUACCACGUUAUUAGCCUUUUCCUCCGCAUCCACUGAAGCGAUUUUCACAAACUACAAAGUUUUGUUGUCCUUGUGUGGAACUCUCAUAAAGCGGUACCUCCCAAGUUACUGACAGGCCAAGGAUUAGCGGAGAGACAGACAAACAGACCGACAGACAGACACAUGUCAUAUAACGAGGUAAGAACAUCGAUUUGUAUUUCAGUGGUAAAUGUCUGGAGAUUAUGUGUGAUAACUGUGCCUAACAGAUGCCACAAUUUUCAACCCCUACAAGAAUUUUUCUGAUAAUGAGCAGUCGUCUCCAAACCGUUGAAUAAUGAUUUGUUCUGUUUCUUGCCCGAACAUCCAUCGUCACUGGAUGGGUUUUUAAAACCUACGAAGCCUUUCCGUUCCUGGCAUAGUGUUGAAAUUUUAUCAUAAUUCAAGAAAUACUUCCGAAGUUAUAGAGGGACCAAAGAUCAGCGGUCAGCGAAUAUUUAAAUACGUAAUAUCCAGAUUUCGAUUUCUUUUUUCGCGAUCUCAAUACUUCCUCGCCCAUUACGAGAAUUGUUAAGAUAAACAAGGACACUCAAAAAACAAUCAACCCAAUUGCAGUGACUAAGAGGAUUCAAGCAAAAUUUGUGCUACCAAGGCGAAUAUAAGGACACCUAAUAUGGUAAAAUUCAUCAAGCCGUUUGGUGUGGAUCUUAAACCCUAAUUUGCUGUGAGCAAUAUCAAACUUUAGCGUUACCUCAGAAUUCUCCUGAAGUGGAUUUAGCGGUUUUAGCAAUAAGGCGACACAUAUGUCGCUGUCGGCACCAAUCAUGCUGUCCUACGGGCGUAAAAUGGAGUAUAAAGGCCUUUUAUCUCUGAUAAAAGGUAACACUUUCCUUACAUACCAAUUCGAUCAUGUCAUCCGCAUUAACUUGACAGGAUAUAGGAAUAGAAUUUACAGCAUACAACUGUUACCACGUAUGCAUAAAGGUGAAUGCUAGAGUGCCUUGAAGCCCACUUUAGUGAGAAGUGGAAAUCCAGGAUUCCCCUGAGGCAGAAUGUAUGUUAUACAGGGAAGUGGGAAAUACAGGCCCGCAAGGCAAAGUAAAGGAAGGGUCCUGUAGGGUAGGGUACCCUAUACCGUUUCGUUUCUUUAAAAAAGCGUAUAAAAUUGAGGAGCAGACUUAACUCAAUACUUCAAAUGUACCCAUUCACGUUCGUUUUUUGAUACCGUGAUCUUUUCUGUUUGAGCUAAAAUGUAAGCUUUAUUCGGGUUUCAAUAGCUAAAAUUUAGGAACCGGUUGGAACUUCCAUUAGCCAAUCGCAGUACGGCUCUAAAGUCACACCUACCUACUGCGCAAGCUCAGAACAGUUCUCCAAUAUUAUUUUAUUGAACUCUGAUAUGAAAUGCAUAAUUUAAAAGCCUUGUCAGUACAUAACAUCUACAGGUUGUUAGGGUGGUUAAGAAAACAAUGUCAACAUUUUUGGAGCGUAAGUUACAUCGAAAAAUAACAGUGCUUAUAAAUAUGUUCUGAAAUGUUUCAUUGACAAGAUGGUGCUUUAUCUACUCCACUGAUGAGGCUGAAUAAGAACAGAACGUUAAUGUCAUUAAAAUAACGAUAUUUUGAGGUAAGAUUGCUCUAGUACAUCACGUAUAUUCUUCAAAGUCAACUUCACCAACUUGAGCCAGGAAUACUGCCGACGAUGCUACUAAUUUCCUAGAAGACCUAGAGUUUACUUUAUUGUUCUCAACACAUUUUGUAGUCAGUCAGAUAUAAGCCUUUGUACUAUUAAC